This is a messenger RNA of Ficedula albicollis (Collared flycatcher), 1337 nucleotides long. It is a transcript of the gene IL5RA, whose product is annotated as interleukin 5 receptor subunit alpha. Bases 102 to 1337 code for a protein of 411 amino acids. The record is from RefSeq and is a predicted model, not a curated record. NCBI's taxonomy places the organism in Eukaryota, Metazoa, Chordata, Aves, Passeriformes, Muscicapidae. Gene Ontology annotation, molecular function: protein binding; cytokine receptor activity. Gene Ontology annotation, biological process: cytokine-mediated signaling pathway; immunoglobulin mediated immune response. Gene Ontology annotation, cellular component: membrane; external side of plasma membrane. The transcript has 11 exons.
GCAGAGCCAGCCCUUCCCAGGACUCUGAGAUCCCCAGCUGCUGUAAAAUGGUGACCAGGCACGUGUGCUGAUGCCUGGCAGUGCCCACCCACCACCCAGAGAUGUUGGCCAGUGGGAUGCCAGUUUUCCUGCUCCUCCUUUGGGCAACAACCACCCCUCAGGGUGCAGGAGUUCAGGUUUUGCCACCUGUUAACUUCACCCUCACAGUCUCUGCAUUAGCACAGGUGCUGUUACACUGGGAACCAAACCCUGCUCAGGAACAAAACAACUCCACCAUUAGAUAUGAUGUGGAAAUCCUGAGCCCUGUGCAGGAAGAGUAUGACACCAAGAGCACUCGCAGUGUCCGAACAGCGGCGCUGCACAACGGCUUCUCUGCACGGGUGAGGACCUUGCUGCUCCAGGGGCACCUUCAGAUGAGCAGUGACUGGGUGGAGGGAAACCUCCCACCUCUGCCAGGUGCUGCAGACACCUCUGUCACCAACGUGUCCUGUGUCACCCACGUCACCACCCCUGGCAAUGUCUCUCUCUGCUGCACUUGGCUCCCUGGCCAAGGGGCACCAGAAGACACCAAAUACUUUCUGUUUUACAGGUAUGAGGCCCACACUGAGGAAUGCCCCACUCACACCAAAGACAAGAGGAACAGGAAUACUGAGUGCAGAUUUGCAAAUACUCAAAUUAAAGCUGGAGAGAUUGACAACCUCAUUGUCAUUCACAUUAAUGGCUCCAGCCAACGUGCUGCAAUCAAACCCUUCCAGCAGUUAUUUAAUCAAAAUGCCAUCGAGAAAGCAAAUAUUCCCAGAAAUAUCAGCAUAUCCCUGGAGCAAAAUGAUCUCCUGGCCAUGUGGGAGAAGCCAAUUUCUCCUUUCCAUGAAGAAUGUUUUGAAUAUGAAUUUUAUCUCAUCAACCUGAAGUCAGGUAACAAGCAGAUCCUGAAGAUCUCCUCCAACAGCUUCCAGCUCCGGGUGGAUGGCAGCAGCAGCUACUCCAUCAGGCUCAGGGCCAACCACAACCACAUCUGCCGUGCCAGAGGCUUCUGGAGUGACUGGAGUGAAACUUUUUAUGUUGGGCAAAAUAAACUGGAGAAUUCCAUAGCCUGGAUUCUCACCCUGCUCUGUGUGUCCAUGUCCUGCACGUUGCUGCUUGUUGCUGUACUGUGCAAAAUAAACCACGUUUGGAGUAAACUGUUCCCACCAAUCCCAACGCCCAGCAACAAAUUCCGAGACCCUUUCCCAAUUGACUAUGAGAGAGCACGGACCUGCACCAGCUCCACGGAGACCGAGGUGUGCAGCCUGGCUGAAGGGCUCUCCUGCAGUGUCUUCGAGGACUCCGUGUUCUGA